AUGCGGCGUCGUCGUGUCUUGCUACUCUUACUGUCGACAACGACAUUCCUUUUCGUCUCUGCACAACAGGACGAUCAGAAGGCGGGUGUCGUAGAAGUUCAGACGAAACUUGGAACCGUUCGAGGAACAGAAACGGAUCAUGGAAAUAAAAGAGUUCGAUCUUUUUUGGGAGUCCCAUUCGCCGAACCUCCAAUCAACGAACACCGAUUCAAAAAGCCAACACCAAAAAGGCCGUGGAAUGCAACACUAUCAGCGAAUACUCUAUCGCCGGCAUGUUUUCAGGGACGAGAUUCUUACGAUUCCUCAUUUUGGGGAAGUGAAAUGUGGAAUGCGAACACUCCAGUCAGUGAGGAUUGCCUCUAUGUGAAUAUAUGGGCACCCGCAGAUGCUUACAAUCUCACUGUUCUUGUAUGGCUGUUCGGUGGUGGCUUCUGGUAUGGAUCUCCUUCUCUCCUACUAUACGACGGAAAGGAAUUGGCAACAAGGGGAAAUGUGAUCGUAGUCAACAUAAAUUAUCGUGUUGGACCCUUCGGAUACUUAUAUUUGGAUCAUGACGACGUACCUGGAAACAUGGGAAUGUUGGAUCAACAGUUGGCUUUAUACUGGAUAAGAGAUCACAUCUUCUCUUUCGGUGGUAAUCCAUCGAGGAUAUCAUUAGUGGGAGAGUCAGCUGGAGCAGCUUCAAUUGUGGCUCAUUUGAUAGCUCCUGCAUCGAAAGGAUUAUUCCAAAAUGGAAUCCUUCAAUCGGGAUCUCUCGAUAAUAAAUGGUCGAUGGAUUCUCCGAAACGAGCAAAACAAAAGUCAGUAGCACUUGCCAAUCUUGUUGGAUGUAAUCAGACAAAGAUCACAGAUCAAACAGAAUGUCUUCGAAAUACUCCAGCUCAAUUAUUGAUAGAUAAUAUCUGGAGUGUUGGACUGAAUUUCCUAGAAUUUCCAUUUGCAAUUGUAUCGAAAGAUCGAAAUUUCUUCAAACAUCUGGAUGGAUUCAUUGCUCUCCGAGAGGGAACAUACUCGAAUGAUGUCAAUUUGAUGUUCGGAAUCAAUCACGACGAAGGAAAUUUCUGGAAUAUUUAUAAUCUGGCAAAGUUCUUCGAUAAGCAAACAGUAAAACCACAGCUAGAUCGAGACGAAUUCCACGAAUGUGUGGAAACUGCAUUUGCAGCUCAACCAGAAUUAGUUCGGACAGCAGCGAAAUAUGUGUAUUCGGAUCCGAAGUGUACAGAUCCAAAGAAGAAAACUGACUUCUAUACGGAACAAGUGAAUCAGAUGGUUGGAGAUUAUUUCUUCACUUGUGACAGCAUCUGGUUUGCACAUAAUUAUCCGAAAGUGGCAGGGAAUCGGUCGAAUGUAUUCGUUUAUUACUUUGAUCAACCAUCCAGUGCAAACCCGUGGCCGAAAUGGACAGGAGUCAUGCAUGGAUAUGAAAUCGAAUACGUCUUUGGAGUGCCUCUUCACAAUAAAUCCGCAGGUUACACGAAAGAAGAAAUGGAUGUAUCCGAAAAAGUCAUCGAUUUCUGGACCACGUUCGCCAAUACAGGAACUCCCUCACUGAGAAAACGAUCAGUAGGAACCACUCAUAAGAUCCAGUGGGAUCGGUACGAUGGUACUGAUCACACGACGUGGAUGAACAUAAAAGCAGGAUCAUUCCGAAUGAUUCAGGAGAUCAAAAAAGUAGAAUGUGAUCUGUGGAGAAAUGCGAAAGAUAUGGAAUACUCUGCAUACAAAGAAGAACUCGCCACAACAUCAUCUUCUCCACUAACCCGUUACACGAUAAUCUUGAUUCUUCUAUCCGGGAUUUUGUUUUUCUAA
This is a messenger RNA of Caenorhabditis remanei, 1809 nucleotides long. RefSeq lists its product as uncharacterized. NCBI's taxonomy places the organism in Eukaryota, Metazoa, Nematoda, Chromadorea, Rhabditida, Rhabditidae. Gene Ontology annotation, biological process: acetylcholine catabolic process; choline metabolic process. Bases 1 to 1809 code for a protein of 602 amino acids. The transcript has 9 exons. Gene Ontology annotation, cellular component: plasma membrane. Gene Ontology annotation, molecular function: acetylcholinesterase activity. The record is from RefSeq and is a predicted model, not a curated record.